CAGUGCUGAGCCCCGAUCCGGCGGCCCCCACCCACCCCCUCCCGACCAUCCUACUCGGACACACAAACACCCCGGGGAGCCCCCAAAUUCACUGAGACCCCCCCAAAUCCCUCCCACUUACCCACUCCCCGCCCCUGAAGCUUUCCCCAAGAAGGCGCCACGAUGGGGGACAAAAAGGAUGACAAGGACUCCCCCAAGAAGGGCAAGGCCAACAAGGAGAGGAAGGACCUGGACGACUUGAAGAAGGAAGUGGCUAUGACAGAGCACAAGAUGUCGGUGGAAGAAGUCUGCAGGAAAUACAACACCGACUGUGUCCAGGGUCUGACGCACAGCAAAGCCCAGGAGAUUCUGGCCCGGGACGGGCCCAACGCGCUGACUCCGCCUCCCACCACCCCAGAGUGGGUCAAGUUCUGUCGCCAGCUCUUUGGGGGCUUCUCCAUCCUGCUCUGGAUCGGGGCGAUCCUCUGCUUCCUGGCCUACGGUAUCCAGGCCGGGACAGAAGACGAUCCUGCCGGGGAUAACCUGUACCUGGGCAUUGUCCUGGCUGCUGUUGUCAUUAUUACUGGCUGCUUCUCCUACUACCAAGAGGCAAAGAGCUCAAAGAUCAUGGAAUCCUUCAAGAACAUGGUGCCCCAGCAAGCCCUGGUGAUCCGCGAGGGUGAGAAGAUGCAGGUGAACGCUGAGGAGGUGGUGGUGGGCGACCUCGUGGAGAUCAAGGGGGGAGAUCGAGUCCCCGCCGACCUGCGCAUCAUCUCCGCUCACGGCUGCAAGGUGGACAACUCCUCCCUGACGGGAGAGUCGGAGCCGCAGACCCGCUCCCCGGACUGCACCCACGACAACCCCCUGGAGACACGAAACAUCACCUUCUUCUCCACAAACUGCGUGGAAGGCACGGCCCGGGGCGUCGUGGUGGCCACCGGAGACCGGACAGUGAUGGGGAGGAUCGCCACCCUUGCAUCAGGGCUGGAGGUGGGGAAGACACCCAUCGCCAUAGAGAUCGAGCACUUCAUCCAGCUCAUCACUGGGGUGGCUGUCUUCCUGGGCGUGUCCUUCUUCGUGCUCUCCCUCAUCCUGGGCUACACCUGGCUGGAGGCCGUCAUCUUCCUCAUCGGCAUCAUCGUGGCCAACGUGCCCGAGGGGCUGCUGGCCACUGUCACCGUAUGCCUGACUCUGACGGCCAAGCGUAUGGCGCGCAAGAACUGCCUCGUGAAGAACCUGGAGGCGGUGGAGACGUUGGGUUCCACGUCCACCAUCUGCUCCGACAAGACUGGCACUCUCACCCAGAACCGCAUGACUGUUGCCCACAUGUGGUUCGACAACCAGAUCCACGAGGCUGACACCACCGAGGACCAGUCCGGAACCUCUUUUGACAAGAGUUCACACACCUGGGUGGCCCUGUCUCAUAUCGCUGGGCUUUGUAACCGAGCUGUCUUCAAGGGAGGCCAAGAUAACAUCCCCGUGCUCAAGCGAGACGUGGCGGGUGACGCCUCCGAGUCGGCGCUCCUCAAGUGCAUCGAGCUGUCGUCCGGCUCCGUGAAACUGAUGAGGGAGAGAAACAAGAAGGUGGCCGAGAUCCCCUUCAACUCCACGAACAAGUACCAGCUCUCCAUCCAUGAAACAGAAGACCCCAAUGACAACCGCUACCUGUUGGUGAUGAAGGGGGCACCCGAACGCAUCCUGGACCGCUGCUCCACUAUCCUGCUGCAGGGCAAGGAGCAGGCCCUGGAUGAGGAGCUCAAGGAAGCUUUCCAGAAUGCUUACCUGGAACUGGGCGGCCUGGGAGAGAGGGUUCUUGGUUUCUGCCACUAUUACCUGCCGGAGGAGCAGUUCCCCAAGGGCUUCGCCUUCGACUGCGACGAUGUCAACUUCACCACGGACAACCUGUGCUUCGUGGGACUCAUGUCCAUGAUCGACCCGCCCCGCGCCGCCGUGCCUGACGCCGUGGGGAAGUGCCGCAGCGCGGGCAUCAAGGUGAUCAUGGUGACUGGGGACCACCCCAUCACGGCCAAGGCCAUCGCUAAGGGUGUGGGCAUCAUCUCGGAAGGCAACGAGACUGUGGAGGACAUUGCCGCCCGCCUCAACAUCCCCGUCAGCCAGGUCAACCCCAGGGACGCCAAAGCCUGUGUGAUCCACGGAACGGACCUGAAGGAUUUCUCAACGGAGCAGAUAGACGAGAUCCUGCAGAACCACACUGAGAUUGUUUUCGCCCGAACCUCCCCCCAGCAGAAGCUCAUUAUCGUGGAGGGCUGUCAGAGACAGGGAGCCAUCGUGGCCGUCACCGGGGACGGGGUCAACGACUCCCCCGCGCUGAAGAAGGCCGACAUCGGCGUGGCCAUGGGCAUCGCAGGCUCCGACGUGUCCAAGCAGGCGGCCGACAUGAUCCUGCUCGACGACAACUUCGCCUCCAUCGUCACCGGCGUCGAGGAGGGCCGCCUGAUCUUCGACAACCUGAAGAAAUCCAUCGCCUACACGUUAACCAGCAACAUCCCGGAGAUCACUCCCUUCCUGCUAUUCAUCAUGGCCAACAUCCCCCUGCCACUGGGCACCAUUACCAUCCUCUGCAUCGAUCUGGGCACUGACAUGGUGCCCGCCAUCUCCCUGGCAUACGAGGCGGCCGAGAGCGACAUCAUGAAGAGGCAGCCCAGGAACCCACGGACCGACAAGUUGGUGAACGAGAGACUCAUCAGCAUGGCCUACGGGCAGAUCGGAAUGAUCCAGGCGCUGGGGGGCUUCUUCGCCUAUUUCGUGAUCCUGGCGGAGAACGGCUUCCUACCCUCCAACCUGGUGGGCAUUCGCCUCAAUUGGGAUGAACGCACGGUGAACGACCUGGAGGACAGUUACGGGCAGCAGUGGACGUACGAGCAGAGAAAGUCGGUGGAGUUCACGUGCCACACGGCCUUCUUCGUCAGCAUCGUGGUAGUGCAGUGGGCUGAUCUCAUCAUCUGCAAAACCCGCAGGAACUCUGUCUUUCAGCAGGGCAUGAAGAAUAAGAUCCUGAUCUUCGGACUGUUUGAGGAGACGGCACUGGCAGCUUUCCUGUCCUACUGCCCGGGCAUGGAUGUGGCCCUGCGCAUGUACCCGCUCAAGCCCAGCUGGUGGUUCUGUGCCUUUCCCUACAGCUUCCUCAUCUUUGUCUAUGACGAGAUCCGUAAACUCAUCCUACGCAGAAAUCCCGGGGGUUGGGUGGAAAAGGAAACAUACUACUGAUCUCCCGCUGAGGACCAACUCUCCCCUUCCCUGCCAGCCCUGGCCCCAACCCCCUCCCCACCCAGGACCCUGGAGCAUAAGGGGAAUUCACCUCUUUCUCCCCCCAGCUCCCUUCCUGGUUUUAUAUUCUGGGUGAAGUCCCGCCCAUUCUCUAGGCCUCACCCCUCCGUCUCCACCCGAACCCGACGCCCUCCCCCAGCCCAGGCCAGCCCCCCUCUCCCACCGACCCCCCAGUUUUUAUUUCUGCCCUCUGGCUCUCUCCCCUCCUCUGCUUGCUCGACUUUCCUUUCUCUCUCUGUCUCCCUCACCCUCUCCCAUCCCUGUCUCUUCAUCACUCUCCUCCAGUCUCCCCUUCUCUCCAUCUCCCUCCGAUUUGUCAUCUCUCUCUCUCUCUCUCUCUCUCUCUCUCUCUCUCUCUCUCUCUCUAUCCACCUCUCUCUUUUGUACUCCCCUCCGCUGUGUCCAUCUCUGUUUUUCUGUUUCUGGACAAUUACAAAUAUAUUGGUGGAGAGAGAGAA
Molecule: messenger RNA, 3725 nt
Organism: Tachyglossus aculeatus (Australian echidna)
Lineage: Eukaryota; Metazoa; Chordata; Mammalia; Monotremata; Tachyglossidae
Gene: ATP1A3
Product: ATPase Na+/K+ transporting subunit alpha 3
Exons: 23
Coding region: 163-3207 (1014 amino acids)
Biological process (GO): intracellular potassium ion homeostasis; potassium ion import across plasma membrane; sodium ion export across plasma membrane
Cellular component (GO): membrane
Molecular function (GO): ATP hydrolysis activity; P-type sodium:potassium-exchanging transporter activity; ATP binding
Source: RefSeq, a predicted model, not a curated record